Molecule: messenger RNA, 480 nt
Organism: Procambarus clarkii (red swamp crayfish)
Lineage: Eukaryota; Metazoa; Arthropoda; Malacostraca; Decapoda; Cambaridae
Source: RefSeq, a predicted model, not a curated record
AUGGGCAGUCCUUCAACCCACGCCCAUGGGUACUCCUUCAACCCACGCCCAUGGGCACUCCUUCAACCCCACGCCCAUGGGCAGUCCUUCAACCCCACGCCCAUGGGCAGUCCUUCAACCCACGCCCAUGGGUACUCCUUCAACCCACGCCCAUGGGCACUCCUUCAACCCACGCCCAUGGGCACUCCUUCAACCCCACGCCCAUGGGCAGUCCUUCAACCCACGCCCAUGGGCAGUCCUUCAACCCACGCCCAUGGGCACUUCUUCAACCCCACGCCCAUGGGCACUCCUUCAACCCACGCCCAUGGGCACUCCUUCAACCCCACGCCCAUGGGCACUCCUUCAACCCCACGCCCAUGGGCACUCCUUCAACCCACGCCCAUGGGCACUCCAUCAACCCACGCCCAUGGUCACUCCUUCAACCCACGCCCAUGGGCACUCCAUCACCCCACGCCCAAGUGCCACACCACUAGGGUGUAG